UUCUUCCAUUUCGAAGAGGGAAUGGUGGUUGUAAUGUGGGUAAGUUGAAUCAAUUGUUAACCGGGAGUCGGAAGUGUAGCCAUCCUGAGCUGCAGGAAAGAUGGGUCUUGCUUCUCGACCUCCACCACCCGAAUAUGAAGGAGGGUUCACUCUCUAUCUCGCCUUCACAUCUUUCAUUGCUGCAGUGGCCGGUCUCCUCUUCGGCUACGAUAUGGGUAUUUCAGGUGGGUUGUCGACCAUGCGCUCGUUCUUGCAGGAGUUCUUCCCCAACAUCUAUGAGAAAACAAAACACAGGCCACUGUUUCGUGCAGACGCGUACUGCCAGUACAACAAUCACAUGCUUACCCUGUUCACCUCUUCCCUCUACCUUGCUGCAUUGGUGUCUUCCUUCUUCGCUUCCACAAUUUCCAGAAAACAUGGCAGAAGAGUUUCCAUAUUCCUAUCGGGCCUCUUCUUCCUCUUUGGGGCGGCCCUCGGUGGCUAUGCCACUAAUGUCACGAUGCUAAUAUUCGGUCGCCUGUCGCUUGGUUUUGGAGUUGGGUUCGGUAAUCAGGCAGUUCCAGUAUACUUGUCGGAAAUGGCUCCAGCAAAGCUCAGAGGAUCGCUUAACUUGAGCUUCCAUGUGGCGACUGCCAUUGGCAUUUUCAUAGCAAAUAUCGUCAACUUUAUUGCUCCUUUUGUCGACAAAACUGAGGGAUGGCGAUUCUCCAUAGGUCUGGUAGCUGUGCCUGCGGUAUUUCUAACCCUUGGAGCUCUUAUUCUGCCAGAUACUCCCAGUUCUCUUAUAGAAAGAGGCCAUCCCGAUGCAGCAAAAAAAGUACUACAAAGGAUCCGCGGUAUGGUCAAUGUGGAACGUGAGUACAAUGAUUUGAUAAACGCGUGCUAUUUCUCAAAUAAAAUCGAGUACCCUUGGAAGCACAUGUUCACGAGGAGAUAUAGGCCUCAGCUUAUCAUGUGCACUCUCAUUCCGCUCUUCUCACAGUUUACCGGAAUCAUCGUUGUCCUGUUCUACCUACCAAUCCUGUUCAAGACUUUGGGUUUUGGUGAUCAGGCGGCAAUCGUUUCGGCAUCACUAAUUGCAAUUGUCCUGCUCUUGACAACCUUUGUCUCUGUUGCAUUGGUCGAUAAAUGUGGAAGGAAAGCUUUGUUCAUUGAAGGGGGAAUUCAAAUGCUCAUUUGCCAGAUUGGUGUAGGAUUCAUUAUUGCGAAGAAGUUUGGGGUCAAGGGGGAAGGAUUUUUGACAAGGGACGAUGCGAGUAUGUUGUUGCUCUUGAUCUCCUUAUAUUUUGCGGCUUUCUCGUGGUCAUGGGGUCCCUUAGGGUUUCUAGUGCCUACUGAGAUCUGUCCUCUGGAGCUCCGGUCGGCCGGCCAGGCGAUCAGUGUGUCCAUCGGCAUGCUAUUCACAUUUAUUCUUGCUCAGGUCUUUGUGUCCAUGCUGUGCUACAUGAAGUUCGGUCUCUUCUUUUUCUUCGCCACCUUCCUGGUAGCAAUGACACUCUUUAUAUACUUGUUCGUGCCGGAGACCAAGAACGUUCCUCUUGAGGAGAUGAGCUGGGUUCUGAAGGUACAUUGGUUUUGGGGGGACUACAUCCCUGACGAAGUGAUCUUCGAGGACCCCGAAGGUUCAUACGCGAACUGGUUGGACAACAGAGUAAAGUGAUCCGAGUUGGGGAUGGAAGAUGUAAAAGAUGAAAUUCUGUCUCACCUUGAUCGUGAAGGCGGCUCCGGGCCUUCUUUUGGCAGGUUUCAGCAAGGAGAGCCCUCAUGUGGGUAUACAAGAGUUCUUCAUGAGAAAUCUUGAGAUGCGCUUUAACCUGGAUAAGGAGGCGAAUCGAGCA
Punica granatum (pomegranate) is the source of this 1838-nucleotide messenger RNA. The record is from RefSeq and is a predicted model, not a curated record. NCBI's taxonomy places the organism in Eukaryota, Viridiplantae, Streptophyta, Magnoliopsida, Myrtales, Lythraceae.